UCGCCUUCGCUUCUCAGAGGAUAGCCGGCUAGAAAGCGACCGACGGCUUCCAUUUCUUGAAACAAGGUACCAUUCGUCGAGAACCGUUUGCAUCUCGAAAAUCAUCUCGAAAAUCAUGAUUUGGGACAUAUUCCCUUUUCUCUUCCCUUUUUUUCUCAAAGUUAAAGGUGGAGUAAGGUUACAGUUUUGACGUGCAAUUGAUUCGACAGACACCAACAUUGGGAUUAUUGCUUGUUUGGGCUAAUUUCAUGGUUCUUUCGUGUUGGUUGGUUCGUAGAAAUGCUUCCUAGAAUCAGAUUUCUGAUGAGUUCUCGAUGUUUCGGUUUGCAAAGAAGAAUCCAAGUCGAUGAUAGUGUUGUUUAUCGCUUAAAUUUAUUGUUGGUUAAUCGUUUCAAUGGGUUCUCUAGCUGGAGUGUAUCUUCAGACCUCCCCGAUUGGUUCAAAUAUGCUGGAGAUCAAGGCGCCAACGAUUCGAAUGACGACUUUUUUGUGCUUCCUGGAGACGACGGGAAACUUGGAGGCAGGAUUGGUCGUUUGAGGGUUUUUGGCAAUGAAACUGAUUCCAGAACCACGCUUCAAUCGGGUUUGGAUGAUUAUGUGGAGAAGAUAAGCAGGGUUCUUCGGCGUAAUUUGGAUUCUCAUGAAGCGACUGUGAGAGAUUUGGAUGGUUGUGGAAUUGAUAUUUCGAAAGAGUUGGUUGACAGAGUACUCAAAAGAUUUAGCAAUGAUUGGAAAUCGGCAUUGAGUUUUUUCAGGUGGGUUGGUUCCCAAAGGAAUUACAGUCACGACGCAGAUUCGUAUAAUGCAAUGGUCGACAUACUUGGAAAAAUGAAGCAGUUCGAUGAAAUGUGGGAUUUGGUUGAGGAAAUGAAUCAACAAAGUGGUUUUAUCUCUCUGGUAACAAUGAGUAAGAUUAUGAGAAGGUACGCAGGUGUUCGUAAAUGGAGGCGCGCAGUGGAUGCAUUCAAUGAGAUGGAGCGAUUCGGCUUGAAGAAGGAUACUGCUGCCAUGAAUGUGCUGUUAGAUACUCUCUGUAAGGAGCGUAGAGUCGAGCGUGCAAGGGAGGUAUUUCUAGAGCUUAAGAGUAAGAUACAGCCUGAUGCUCAUACAUUCAACAUUUUGAUUCAUGGUUGGUGCAAAGCUCAGCGGCUAGACGAGGCUGAGUGGACUAUGGAGGAGAUGGGGAGGCAUGGUUUUCGUCCAUGUGUAGUUUCCUAUACUAGUAUAGUUGAGGAAUAUUGCCGCAUGAAAAAUUUUCAGAAGGUUGAUUCUCUUCUAGAUGAGAUGCAAGCUAAAGGCUGCCCUCCAAACGUUGUUACUUACACCAUAGUAAUGCAUGCUUUAGGGAAGGCAAAAGAGACUGACAGUGCCCUUCAAAUAUUUGAAAGGAUGAAGAGAAAUGGUUGUUCCCCUGAUACAUCCUUCUUUAACUCUUUGUUAUAUAUUAUGGGGAGAGCUGGUAGACAAGAGGAUGCAAGACGUGUCCUUGAUGAGAUGAUUAAUAGUGGGAAUUCACCGAACAUAACAACGUAUAAUACUCUAAUUUCAAUAGCGUGUUUGCAUUCACAAGAAGAAUAUGCUAUUAAACUUUUGCAGACAAUGGAGAGGAGCUCCUGCAAGCCUGAUCUUCAAACUUAUGCUCCAUUGCUGAAACUUUUCUGUUGGAGGAAGUGGAUGAAAGUCCUUGCAUAUUUAAUUCAUGACAUGCAUGAGAAAGAUAUAAGCCUUGAUCUUGGGACAUAUACUCUUCUAAUACGUGGACUUUGUGGGGUCAAAAAGCUGACGCAUGCAUGCUUGUUUUUUGAGGAAAUGGUACUUAAAGGGCAUGUCCCCAAGUAUCGUACCUACCAGUUAUUGAUGGAGGAACUAGACAAAAAUGGUAUGUGGAAAAAGAAAGAAAUAAUUCAGCAAUGGAUGGCACAAGCAGAAGGUAAAAAGAAACUAGGUUGUUCAAGGGUGCAGGGAAUAUAAUGCUAUUGUGCUGGUUAUUCCCCAGUCAGAGAAGCAUGCUCCUCCUCCACAUGGUUGUAAUCUGUAACUUGCAAUAAUUUAUCAAUUUAUGUUUAGAGUCUUUAGACAACAUACAAUUACAAAUAUUUGAAAUAGACUUCGCUUUAUUUUCAUCUUUGAACAUGCUACUGUUAUUGGUAUAACGGAAGCUCAACGACUUUUGCUGGACUGCCUGGAAGGUUGCAUAAAAAAAAACUUUUCAGCUCUGAUAAAAUUGAGAAUCGGUCAGGGUUGUUUGUAUUUCAGCUUUUGCUAGCAUGUCACUAGAGUCCAAGAAAAAUUUUCUCCAUCUUAUACUCUUCUAAUGUACAUGUUCCUUUGUCUCAAUGGUCUUCUGAAUUGAUGUUUGUAGGACCGCCAAGAAGAAAUGAUCUGUUCAGAUGUAAAAUCACUUUUCUCUAUUGCAAACUUGAGUCUCUAAUUGUCAUCCCGUUCCAAUUGGAAUUUUCUUGAAUAUGGGGCUUACAUUAUUGCUACAGUCUGAAAGUAUAACUUGACCAUGACAUUUGCAACUAGUGUGAUACCGAAGGCUUCCUCGUUGUGAUUGGAAAUUUCAAAUGCUUAUUUGUGAAUCUGUGCAGGAUGAUU
Molecule: messenger RNA, 2598 nt
Organism: Nymphaea colorata (pocket water lily)
Lineage: Eukaryota; Viridiplantae; Streptophyta; Magnoliopsida; Nymphaeales; Nymphaeaceae
Product: pentatricopeptide repeat-containing protein At3g22670, mitochondrial-like
Exons: 1
Coding region: 280-1971 (563 amino acids)
Molecular function (GO): protein binding
Source: RefSeq, a predicted model, not a curated record